AUGCAGGAAAAGUGGCGUCCAGUUGGGCUGCCGCCGCCGCUCGAGACGGAGCCGCUGGUUCAGCAGAACCUUAGCACGCGCUCACAGCUGGAGGCGUGGGUAGAGGCUCAGAAAACGCGUAUACUGGAGGAAAAGCGUACCGACCAGCUGCAGUCGCAGGAGCACGCGCGUGCCUCGGAUGAAGCUCAACGGAAGCGCGAAAUGUUGCAGAUCGAGCACCAGAAAAUCUCAGCUGAUACGCACGCCAAGGAGAGGGUGGUGAGCGCGAGUGAGGUGGAGAUCGAGGUACUGCGGGCCGAAAAGAGUCGACGCGAGCCCGUGGUUAAGCAAUUGUUCGAAAGGACAGUAGAGGAGGACAUGAAACUCAAGCAAUUACAGGAGGACUCGCAGAGACAACGCACGACGCAGGAGCAGCAGCUACAGGAGCUCAAGCAAGGCCUCGCUAUGUAUCAAAGACUUGGACUGUUCUUCGAGCAUGCAGCAACGGACCGCAUCGUGGUGCGGUUCACGCAGAUCGACGCGCAGAAUCCGAAUCGCGAGUUCUCAUUCCGAAUCACGAUCGACCCGAUCACCGAUCGAUAUAUUGUGGACUCUUGUAGUGAGAAUGUGGCGUCGCUGAACCUAUUGGUGACGGAUCUCAACGGGAACGGCGACUUGGCGCUUUUCAUUCGCUCGAUGCGACGUCAGUUCAAGCAACUCGUCUAA
This is a messenger RNA of Phytophthora infestans T30-4, 705 nucleotides long. RefSeq lists its product as uncharacterized. The transcript has 4 exons. NCBI's taxonomy places the organism in Eukaryota, Oomycota, Peronosporomycetes, Peronosporales, Peronosporaceae. The record is from RefSeq and is a predicted model, not a curated record. Bases 1 to 705 code for a protein of 234 amino acids. Gene Ontology annotation, biological process: chromosome segregation. Gene Ontology annotation, cellular component: Ndc80 complex.